CUACUGUGUAGACACACAGUUAUCAGCGCGCUAUCAGCGGGAACGUUCCACUCUGCUCCAGACCGCCACAGCAGCCUGUAAUCAUAGAAACCAUGGCCACGAUUACGAUCAAGUGUAAAGACACAAAUCUGGACCCUCUGCCAGUCAAGAUUGGUAUAAUUGGCGGUUCCGGCCUGGAUGAUCCCGAUAUCCUGGAGCACCGCCAUGAGCGGGUGGUAGAGACGCCGUAUGGCGAACCAUCGGAUGCCCUGAUAGAGGGCGAAAUCAAUGGGGUUCAGUGCGUCCUCCUAGCGCGCCAUGGACGCAAGCACGACAUCAUGCCCUCCAACGUUAACUACCGCGCCAAUAUCUGGGCUCUGCGCGAGGUGGGCUGCACCCACCUAAUCGUGUCGACGGCCUGCGGUUCCCUGCGCGAAGAAAUACAGCCUGGCAACCUGGUGAUUCCUCACGACUUCAUAGAUCGCACCACCAAACGCCUGCAGACCUUCUACGAUGGCAAAGACCAAAGUCCACGUGGUGUUUGCCAUCUGCCGAUGUUUCCGGCAUUCAGCGAACGCACCCGCAACGUCCUGAUCGAAGCGGCCAAGGAGCUGGAGAUACCCACCCACGAAAAGGCGACCAUUGUGACAAUCGAGGGUCCGCGCUUCUCAUCCCGCUCUGAGAGCCACAUGUUCCGGCUAUGGGGCGGCGAUCUGAUCAACAUGACCACAUGCCCGGAAGUGGUGCUGGCCAAGGAGGCUGGCCUGCUCUACGGCUCGGUGGCCAUUGCCACGGACUACGAUUGCUGGCGCAUGGGAUGCGAGGGCGUCAAUGUGCAGGAUGUCCUAAGAACCUUUGCCGAGAACGUGAUCAAAGUUAAGAAGAUCCUGGUCAAUGCAGUGGGACGCAUUGCCAAAGAAGACUGGUCGGAGGAUAUACUGAACGCCAAGAAAUGCGUCUGCGACAACACCAUGUCGGGAGCCAUGUGACGUUUCAUAAAACUAUGCCAUGAAAUCACACACGAGACGCUGAUGCGCCACAAACAGCCAUGCGUGCCACCGCCUUUCUAUCAUCAGUUCCAGCGCCAGCGAAUGCCCAAAGUCCACUCCAUUUCCAUUACGUACGAACUGGAGCCGGAGUACAAAGAAGAGCAGCCAACGAAGGUUCCCUUUAAAUGUGAAACUGUAACCUCGGCAUCGGGGUCCUCGCAGUAAAAAUAUAGCUACAUAAUUACGUGUGA
Molecule: messenger RNA, 1219 nt
Organism: Drosophila kikkawai
Lineage: Eukaryota; Metazoa; Arthropoda; Insecta; Diptera; Drosophilidae
Gene: Mtap
Product: Methylthioadenosine phosphorylase
Biological process (GO): nucleoside metabolic process
Cellular component (GO): cytosol
Molecular function (GO): S-methyl-5-thioadenosine phosphorylase activity
Source: RefSeq, a predicted model, not a curated record